AUAAUAUUUUAAUGUUUUUCUCUUCUUUAUUGUUAUUGCUCUCAUUCAUUGAUCAAGAUUUCUAUUGAUGAAUGAAAUAUUUCUGAUUGCAGAGACGUUUGAUAUGAUUUACAAAUGGAAAGAAGCUGUCAUAUUGAAUCCUAACCUUCUUCAGGAUCCUGCUUUUAAAAAGUUUCCAUUUUCUACUCAAGAAAAAAAUCAGGAGACAGCUCAAGAAACUUUAUCUCCGAACGCCUCAGUUACUGUAACAUGCUCAUUUCUUAAUCCCAUUGAAGACGAGAUGAACGACACAAUAAUCCAAACAAAUAAAAGGCCUGCUUCCCCGGAUUCAUCAGAAAUGGAAACCAUUAAAGUUCAACCAGUUCUUAAAACCUACUCUAGAAGAAACUCUUUAAAUAAACUAAAAAAUAGUAAUAAUUUACUAAAUCCGGUAACAGAAACAUCACCAUCAAUCGUAGAUCCUUCUGAAUCCGAAGAUAGGCUGUCAGCCAUGUCUGAAAUGAGGACCUCUUCUUCACUUAUAGAUAAUUGGAACAGUAAUGUACUAAAUGAUUCUUCCAUCAUGAACACGAGCUCACCGCUUCUGAGCAGCGUGGACAGACUUCCGUCUCCAGUCAUGGAACUGAAUUCACCAGGAGAUGUAUCACUAUCAGCGAUCAACGAUUCACCUGAUGAAAGUUACUCAUUAUCAGAUAAAGAUAUCGAAUCUUCGUUUUCGAGUAUGAUAUCUUCGUUUAACGUCGAGCCUCGAAGUGAUACCGAUUUACUUUCUGAAGCAAUUAGUAAUGCAGAUAUUUGUUUCAAUGAAGAUUUGCCUUUUUAUUCAGGUUCUAAGAAGAUAAUGGAUUAUGACCCUGUUUUAAUCAAUUCUGUUUUGGAUGAUAUCGAGUCAGUGGAAAAUUUAAUAAUCUAUUAUUAUUAA
This is a messenger RNA of Nezara viridula (southern green stink bug), 922 nucleotides long. The record is from the annotation of a GenBank genome assembly. NCBI's taxonomy places the organism in Eukaryota, Metazoa, Arthropoda, Insecta, Hemiptera, Pentatomidae.